Molecule: messenger RNA, 1140 nt
Organism: Drosophila persimilis
Lineage: Eukaryota; Metazoa; Arthropoda; Insecta; Diptera; Drosophilidae
Exons: 2
Coding region: 2-592 (196 amino acids)
Source: RefSeq, a predicted model, not a curated record
GAUGAGCGACUUUGAUUCGCGAUUAAUUCGCUUAGUAAGGGGCAACCCCCAGCUUUUGAAGCGGAAGGCCCGCACAGCUCCGUACUCAUUAAGGAAGAAUGCCGAGGAGGAGAUCUGGGGCGCCAUUGCGACCUCCCUGCAAGCCGAUGUUAAAACAUGCACCAGCCGUUGGGAGCACCUUAAAUCGAAACUGCAACAGGAAUUGGCCAAGGAAGGCGAGGGUGUCCCCUCCACUUGGAACCUGAUGCCCACUAUGCGGGACUUCAAGCCGGGGAGGAUGGGUGGUAUAAGUCCUCAGCCAUCGGACCCUCUUAUUGAGGAGGUACACGACGAAGAGAACAAUUUGCAAGAGGCAAUGGAUUGCUCAGUAGCAGAUGCGACUAAGACGUUGGCAAGUGGUAGUGCCCAAAUUCCCUCUUCCACACUCCUACCCGAUUUUACCGCAAACGCUACCAUGAGGCGCGUCGGUACCAUGCUGGAGGGAUUUGGCGAGGAGGAUUGCGCUAAGGCGGGAAAAAGAAUCAUUGCAUACUUAUGUCAUUGCACUCUGCAUAUUUUGAAAUCCAAACCAAUCGACGAUUUGGUUAUUUAGAACACAAAAGUCGAAUUCAAACGACUAAAACACUUACUAUGACGCAGUUUGUGCAGCUGGUCAGAGAAUGCGCGCGCAAGCAAUAACAUGUCCAAUAUCCCCGAUGUUUGGAUCAGUCUGCGGGAGGGGGCUUGCGCGCGACGACUCCAAAACAAGCAUUUUUAGUUUAUUAAUUUGAUGACUCCGCGAGGCUGACGGACCAUGCAAUAUUAGCGAAAACAUAAACCAAAACGAACAAGGCGCGUCGUCGUCGUCGUCGUCCUCGUGCACCCUUAACUUCUCUGCGUGCUCGUGCCCUCACCUUUCCCCCUACCCGACGCACCACCCACAAGGCCCACUACUACAUGGAACUACUCCUAUAGCCAGGCCCCGACGCCGCCGCCGCCAUCCCUUCCCACACAUUCGGUUUUGACACCAAAUUAUCGAUUGAUUUCAGUACAAGCACAAACAAAAAUCGAUAAGCUGCCAGUCAAAAUCCACUAUUGUACAGUUAAAUAUAAUGUUAAUUCACAAUUCUUCGGCAUUCGCUGUGUCCAUUCAUUGUGUUG